AUGGCGCAGGGCGAAUCGGAGAGGGUGCGCGAGGCACAGAAGUUGGCCAAGUCAGACCCGCGGAAAGCAGAGCAGAUCUACCAGGGAAUCAUUUCGAAGCCGCCGUCGGUGACGUCCGAUGCGGCUAUAAGAGAAUAUGAAUCGGCCCUUGUCAGCUUGGGGGAGCUUUAUCGGGACCAAAAGAACACAAACGAGCUUGUGGGCUUGGUAACCAAGAGCAGGACAGUGUUGUCCUCGUUCGCGAAGGCCAAGACAGCGAAGCUGGUCCGCCAACUGCUCGAUCUCUUCGAUGCCAUUCCAAACUCGCUCGAUGUCCAGAUAUCGGUCACAAAAUCCUGCAUAGAAUGGGCUACUUCAGAGCGUCGGAGCUUCCUCCGGCAGAAUCUCGAGACCCGUCUCGUGACGCUCUACAUGGCCAAGCAGUCCUACUAUGACGCGCUGACGCUCAUCAACAGCUUGUUGCGCGAGCUCAAGCGCAUGGACGACAAGCUGGUUUUGGUUGAAGUCCAGCUCCUCGAGUCCCGUGUCUACCACGCCUUGGGCAACAUCGCCAAAGCUCGCGCCGCCCUCACCAGCGCCCGCACCUCGGCCGCGUCGGUCUACACGCCGCCGCUCCUGCAGGCCAACCUCGACAUGCAGUCAGGCAUGCUGCAUGCCGAAGACAAGGACUUCCAAACGGCGUACAGCUACUUCAUUGAGGCGCUGGACGGCUACCACACGCAGGACGAGGCGGGGCGGGCGCAGGCGGCGCUGCAGUACAUGCUGUUGUGCAAGAUCAUGCUGAACCUGGUGGACGACGUCAACCAGCUGAUGACGUCCAAGCAGGCGCUCAAGUACGGCGGCCCGUCGCUGGAGGCGAUGAAGGCGGUGGCGCGGGCGCACGCGAACCGGUCGCUCGACGAGUACGAGCGCGCGCUGGCGGUGUACAAAUCCGAGCUCGGCAGCGACACCUUCAUCCGGAACCACCUCCGGCGGCUGUACGACACCAUGCUGGAGCAGAACCUGAUCAAGGUGAUCGAGCCCUUCAGUAGGGUCGAGAUCGACCACAUCGCCAAGAUGGUCUCGCUCGACACGCAGGCGGUCGAGCGCAAGCUGUCGCAGAUGAUCCUCGACAAGGUCAUCAUCGGCGUGCUCGACCAGGGCGCCGGCUGCCUCAUCAUAUAUGACGAGACGCAUCGGGACGAGGCGUACGACGCGGCGCUGGCGACGAUCGAGAAGCUCAGCAAUGUGGUGGACGUCCUCUACACGAACCAAGCAUCGAUGUUGGAAUGA
Messenger RNA from Chaetomium strumarium, 1272 nucleotides. RefSeq names its product PCI domain-containing protein. NCBI's taxonomy places the organism in Eukaryota, Fungi, Ascomycota, Sordariomycetes, Sordariales, Chaetomiaceae. The record is from RefSeq and is a predicted model, not a curated record. Gene Ontology annotation, molecular function: structural molecule activity; protein binding. The coding region runs from base 1 to 1272 and encodes 423 amino acids. Gene Ontology annotation, cellular component: proteasome regulatory particle, lid subcomplex. The transcript is spliced from 3 exons. Gene Ontology annotation, biological process: ubiquitin-dependent protein catabolic process.